GGCGGGAGGAGCUACGGACCGGUGAGGAGCUGCCGCCGCCGUCUCCGCCGUCGCUCGGGCAGCUGCUCGCUCUCCGCAGGCGCCCGCGUCUCACGUCCAGCCGCGGAGACGCGGAGGCUGCAGCGCGGCCGGCGGCGGAGCUCGGUCCGGCCCGGCGGCGGCGGAGACGGCGCGGCCCGGCCAAGAUGAAUCGAGGCGGCGGCAGCCCGUCCGCCGCCGCCAACUACCUGCUCUGUACCCACUGCCGGAAGGUGCUGCGGGAGGAUAAGAGAAUCAGAGUCUCUCAACCCUUGACAGGAGGACCAAGUGCCUUUAUUCCAGAGAAGGAAGUUGUCCAUGCAAACACAGUAGAUGAACGGACAAACUUCCUCAUAGAAGAAUACUCCACGUCAGGCCGCCUGGACAACAUCACACAGGUCAUGAGUCUGCACACGCAGUACCUGGAGUCUUUCCUGAGGAGCCAGUUUUACAUGUUACGAAUGGACGGUCCCCUUCCUCUACCGCACAGGCACUACAUCGCAAUAAUGGCUGCAGCUAGACAUCAGUGCUCUUACUUAAUAAACAUGCAUGUGGAUGAAUUUUUAAAGACUGGAGGUAUUGCUGAAUGGUUGAAUGGUUUGGAAUAUGUGCCACAAAGGCUGAAGAAUCUUAAUGAAUUAAAUAAGCUGCUAGCGCACCGACCCUGGCUGAUCACAAAAGAACACAUUCAGAAACUUGUCAAAACUGGAGAAAAUAAUUGGUCCCUCCCUGAACUGGUACAUGCUGUGGUCCUCCUGGCCCAUUACCAUGCGUUAGCGAGCUUUGUGUUUGGCAGUGGCAUCAACCCAGAGAGAGACCCGGACAUCUCCCACGGGCUCCGGCUGAUUUCUGUGAACAGUUUCUGUGUCUGUGAUCUGGCUAAUGAAAACAACAUAGAAAAUGCAUCCCUGACCGGCAGCAAUUUCGGGAUUGUGGAUUCUCUAAGUGAGCUAGAAGCUUUAAUGGAAAGGAUGAAAAGGCUUCAAGAAGAAAGGGGAGAUGAGGAGGCUUCUCAGGAAGAAAUGACCACGCGUUUUGAGAAGGAAAAGAAAGAAAGUAUUUUUGUGGUGUCUGGAGAUACUUUUCACUCGUUUCCUCAUUCAGAUUUUGGAGAUGACAUGACUGUAACAGCUGAUGUUUCUCGAUAUGUUGAAGACCCUGGUUUUGGGUACGAAGAUUUUGCCAGACGAGGAGAAGAACAUUUGCCAACAUUCCGAGCUCAGGACUAUACUUGGGAGAACCAUGGGUUCUCUCUGGUGAACAGGCUCUACUCUGACAUCGGGCACCUGCUGGAUGAGAAGUUCCGCAUGGUCUACAGCCUCACCUACAACACCAUGGCCACACGUGAGGGUGUGGACACCACCACCCUACGCAGGGCCUUGUUUAACUACGUGCACUGUAUGUUUGGAAUCAGGUAUGAUGACUAUGAUUAUGGAGAAGUUAACCAAUUACUGGAACGAAGCCUUAAGGUUUACAUUAAGACGGUGGCCUGCUAUCCUGAGAGAACUACAAAGCGCAUGUAUGACAGCUACUGGCGGCAGUUCAAACACUCUGAGAAGGUUCACGUAAACCUGCUUUUGAUGGAAGCACGGAUGCAAGCUGAGCUUCUUUAUGCUCUUCGUGCCAUAACUCGGCAUUUGACCUGAAGCACAACCCAGGGAGAAGGUCGCCUGUGUGUAAAAACCUUUUCACAUAAGACUUAAGUUACAUCCGAAGUUGUUUAUGAUACUGCAUAGAAAAACUAGUUCUCUAGUGUCAAAAUUAGCUGUGUUUUGGUGGUUACUGUUUUGGUUUUGUUUUGUUCUGUUAUGGCUGUAAUGUGCAAUGAUAUGUUUCCUUGAUACUUAACUUUACUAACAAUUGCAAAAAUAAUAAUGAGGAGCACUACUCUGCAUUGCUUAUAGUUGGAUUUGGGAUCUGAUCAUCAAUCAUGAACUUGGUUUAAUAAUCUUUAACUUCAGUGCUUUGAGAUUUGUGUGUAUGUAUUUUUAAACCGUUUUUGUUAAAAAAAAUAGAGAAAAGCGCUUACAAUCUACACAAGCAUUUGUUUUCAGAUACUGGAAUUUAGCAGAGAAAAUACUUUCUCUGGCCAUUCUAAAAUUUUCAUGUUGUGUCCUAAAUCUAGUGGAGAAAAAUGGGCACUGUCAAGCCCAGCUGCUCAUUGGACACAGGAGAUGAUUUGUCAGGCACUGUUUGGGUUUGUUUGUCUAUUUGUUUGUCUUUUAAUUAAAUGUCUGUUUAGGGUCUGGGGGUUCAUUUUUCUUUUCUUUUCUUUUUAGUACUACGGUGAUAACAUGAGUUGUGAUUCAGCCAUUGUCCAUACUUUAAUGUGAAAAUUAAUCAUGAAUUCUGUAGCAUGCUACUGAAAUGCCAAAUUCAGCUAUUUUCUUCCUCCUCUAAAACAAAAAUUUCAACGUUUCAUAUCAGAUGUGUAUAUGAAAAGUGGAAUUGUGCCCAAUCCUCUCUGUCAUAGACAAUAAUCUUCGGUCACCUUAAAUCAUUGGUACCCAGAGUGCUACUUGGCACUUAUAUCCACAAGACUGACCAAAAAUUUUCUUUGCACAUUUUUCCUCAUAGUUUUUUCUAUAUUGUGGUAAGAUAAGGAAGGUUAAUAGACCUAUAUUUUCCCCUGUUAGGUUUUUGGAAGUUAUUUUCCAUGCUUUUCUUAUAAUAGGUUGAAUAGUUUAUUCAAAAGUAAAAUUAUUGUGUUUCUCUGCAUUAAUGUGAUUGAACAACAACCAAAACAGUGCAAUGUGUCCAUAGAAUGCUCAACUAUACCUUUCCCCAUGUUACUGACAAGUGUCCUUUUAAACAGAGCCAUAAAGAAAUCUUGCUCCAAUUUAUUCAAAUUUCUUUAUUAACUAGGCUUUUUCAGUUUUACCUUACUUGGGUUAAACAAUGUUCUUUGCAUAAUGCCAAAGCAUUCCUUUCCCGCAGAAAAAUCUCUUUGACAAAUUAUAUCAAGUCAUAGGAGAGGAAUAAGCAGCCAAAGUCACAUUUUUGCAUUGCUUUAUGUUGCUUGGUUAGAUGAGCUUGAGAAAGCACAAUGUUCUGUGUUUGUAGCUUUAAUUGGUGUCAUGUUGAUGAACUAGCAAAGUGCCUGAAGAAGCAUUACAGCUACCAGUAGGACACAACUGCGCUGCUUCAACACUUUUUGCUUAAUUCAGGUUAACGUGAAUUUUAUACACAUGCUAAUUUUCAAGAAACAUAUCUAAUCUUCAUAAUAAAUGAUACAGUUAAACUUUUCCAUUACAGUUCCCACAAAGAUUUU
Molecule: messenger RNA, 3289 nt
Organism: Perognathus longimembris pacificus (Pacific pocket mouse)
Lineage: Eukaryota; Metazoa; Chordata; Mammalia; Rodentia; Heteromyidae
Gene: Sesn3
Product: sestrin 3
Exons: 10
Coding region: 186-1664 (492 amino acids)
Biological process (GO): cellular response to L-leucine; regulation of response to reactive oxygen species; negative regulation of TORC1 signaling
Cellular component (GO): nucleus
Molecular function (GO): oxidoreductase activity, acting on peroxide as acceptor; L-leucine binding
Source: RefSeq, a predicted model, not a curated record